Molecule: messenger RNA, 3141 nt
Organism: Notolabrus celidotus (New Zealand spotty)
Lineage: Eukaryota; Metazoa; Chordata; Actinopteri; Labriformes; Labridae
Product: tetraspanin-7-like
Exons: 1
Coding region: 365-1453 (362 amino acids)
Cellular component (GO): membrane
Source: RefSeq, a predicted model, not a curated record
GCCAGAGAGAGAGGCAGUGAGGGAGCAGAUGCAUGGAUGGGACUAUCGAAGGAGGAAUUUGAUGAGCUAUUGACCAUGCAAGUGGAAAAGAAGCCCGUAAUAAACAAAUAAAUCGGUUGGCAACAAGGAGGCUGCGGAUGCAGAUAACGGCGCGACGCAACAGCCAUCAGUGUGAUUUACAGUCCAGUCGUCGUUGGUGGUCUCGGCGGCGGAUUAAUAACCAGUCAUAAAGAAGAGAGGAGGGGGGCUGUGUUGCAGGAGGACCAGAGUGAAGGCACUGAUAGAGGAAGGAAGAGAGAGGAGGAGUGUGUAGAAGAAAGAAAAAGAGAGAGAGAGUGGAGUACAUAAAGCCAGAGUUGUGAUCAUGAGCUUCGCAUUGCCUUACGGAUCGCUGUCAGCCCGUCCGAGCCCGAGCAGACGGUCCUUGGACUGGGAGCACGAGCGCCUGGCUGUGCGAAGGCUUUCCUCACCCCGGGGUCUUGAUCUGCUCACUCCACCUCCUCCUCCUCGCCGGCCCUCUGCGAUUCCCGGCUACCUGCUGCCACCGUACCAGGAGCAGGAGGAGCAGCUCCACCACCAGCAGCAGCGACUUUCCUUGUCCAUCGGCUCAGAGGCCUCCCUGGCUCCACCGGCACCUCCACCUGUGGGCGCUGUCCCACCUUGCUGCCGCCCAGUUGGAGUCAUGCACCUUCUACGCCUGGGUCUUCUAGCCUUCAGCUGCCUCUUCUGGGCAGCUGGCUUGGCCAUCUUCACUCUCGGGGUUUGGGCGCAGAUUUCCCUGGCUGACUUCAUGCUGCUGUCUGCCAACCGCUACCCCAACGCCCCUCUCAUUCUUCUGUCGACCGGGGCUGCCGUCACCACCUGGGGGUUCCUGGGUUGCCUUGGGGUGGCUGCAAAUCUACCAUGCGUCCUCAGGGCUUAUGGGUUCUUUCAACUCGCUGCGCUUGUAGCAGGGUUGGCAGCUGGACUCUCAGGUCUCUUCUACCGCGAAGACAUUGCUGGGGGGUUUCGCAGUGGCCUACAGCGAGCGGUGGCCGGCUACACUGAAGAUGAAGGCCGUGCUGAUGCAUUAGACAGCCUCCAGAGGGCCCUGGAGUGUUGUGGAGCUGAAGGUUGGCGUGACUGGCUCACUUCAGACUGGGCUAUCCAGCACAUGAGCUUCUUACCUAACGAGAACGGCAGCGCGGUAUCCUUACCCGACAGCUGCUGCGUGAGGCGCAAGGGCUGCAAGAAUCGACCUCUUCUGCCAGAUUACGUUGAAGAAGUAGAAGCUGCAGGAAUCCAUCCACACGGCUGUUUUCGUAAAGUCUUUAGUAUGGUCAACGACAACGUCUUCCACAUUGCCGCUACUGUGUUAGGAUUGGCUUUUACCCAAAUUGGAGGCAUUGCACUGGCUUGUCUGCUCGCCAACAAAAUGGCACCAAGACAACGUCACCGUGUGGUGGCACAUUAAUAGUUUAACGAUGAACAUUAAGAGUAACCAACUUGUAGAUAACAAGGAUUGGAAAUGAACUAUGUACUUAAAGAGCCAUAGAGUUGCAAAGUUUGGUGUCUUAUUUCCUAACCAAGUCAGUUGAAUGCAUAGAAAAUGCAAGUUUAUAUGCAUUAGGAGGCUUUUCAAGGCUUGGAUGGACAUGAAAAUUCUCCAUUGAAAAAUUCUAUUCAAUUGGUACCAAAGAACAUGAGCUCUCACAUGAGAGCUCUCAACAAAGCUUUGAAAUCUAACAUCCAGCUUGAAAAUUGGAUUUGAAACCAAAUUAUGAAAUUCUUUAAGAAAAAAUAUUUUCAGUUUCUGGGUCAAUCAGAAUUUAGAGACUAAACCAUGUGGUAUCAACAUAUGGUAAUGUAACCCAACAGUAUUGUUAGAUUAUCCAAAAGACAUUUUUUGUACUAUGGUGGGAAUUACUAAUAACUCAUGAUCAACAUGGAAGUAAGUGGUAAAAAUAAUUCUCAUCACACUUUGCAACUCUUGUACUCAUUUUGCCUGUCUUCUGCACAAUGCCAAAAAAAUGUUCCUUUGAAUCGGUGUUGUUCUGAGGAAUUGGUGAAAUGAGUGGUUAAAGCUCCUGUGAGGAACUUUUGUUGUUUUUGGCGCCCCUGUGUGGACAAACUGGAACCUCCCUUUUCUCAUUGAUUUUGUCAAAUGCUUGUGUAAGUUGUUUUUUCUACUGAAAUUAUCAUCCCACUGUCCUUUAACAGUCAAAAGUACCGCCAGGAUUGGAAAAUGUAAACAAGGCAUGUUUGGGAAAGUGUAUUAAAUCAAUUCUGACACCUACCUCGCUGCAGCAGUGUCAUCGGAAUUGCAAAAUAGUAAUAAUAUAUCAUGUCGAUUAUGGUUUCACUUACUGUUGUAGCUCAUAAAGAGUUAACGGUAGAAAAUUCAGUUGGUUUCAAUGCCAGUGGAAAAACUCCUCACAGGAGCUUUAAUUUCAUUUCAAACCUGCAAAGUAAAUGUAGCAUCAUUAAAUUGAGGUUGAGUCAGAUUAGACAGCAGAACUGUAAAUAUCAAAAACUAGAUUCCAGUACUUUUUCCUGAUUAACAAGAAAGCUUUGUUAAUUAACAGUGUAAAUACAAUGCAUGGGUUAAUACGCUGCUAUAUAUAGAAUGUAUGAAAACACAUGGAAAAUGAUCCCUGAGACCCUUUUGAGAACCGUGUUCAGUACACCUCAAAAAUGAAUGCACAGAAAUAUUCACCAGCAGUUUUCCACUUCACAUGAUUGAGUCUGCCUGUGUUCAGCAGAUGUUCAUAUCUACAUCACUGAGUCUUCCCAUCACAAAGACUACACUAUGCUAUGAUGGUGCUGCUAAAAACGAGCUUAAUAAUCUAAUGCUGUCUGUCAUAUUUUAAGCUGUUGAUACAUCUGAGAGGCUGUACAGUGAUCAUUUGCACUGUGUUGAGUUGCUGCAACAUAAUGACUGCUUUGAAAAUAGUUUCUUCCAGAUGUCUCUGUAUAUUCUGAAGCACAAGUUGUUUAAAAUCAGUAAAUGUGAAUAACCCUUUAGAACAACACUCGAACAAUGCUAACACAGGCCUUUAAGACAGACUGCUAGCAUGAAACAGUGCGUCUGAAUAAGAUGUGAAUUUCAUUUCUUCCACAUGACACUGAAGCUGACUUCAAUAAAAAUCUUUGGGAAAUAAA